Molecule: messenger RNA, 2651 nt
Organism: Lepisosteus oculatus (spotted gar)
Lineage: Eukaryota; Metazoa; Chordata; Actinopteri; Semionotiformes; Lepisosteidae
Source: RefSeq, a predicted model, not a curated record
AAAUAACUUUUCAUCUCCUGAAGAAACGACCCUGUUUAUCUGUAGAUUUGUAGAGACCCCGAACGUAUAACUUCUGCCUCUGUUUCAGAUCGAAUCUUUAGAAAGAUGGCUAAUGUGUUCUUCACACUGGAGACAGAGCUUCACUCCUUCAUGGAGGUUUCGCUUAAAUCGAUCGUGGACGAAGUUUCUGAAGUUUUUCGAAACAGGAUGGUUAAAAUCACACAGUUUGUGGAAGAGAGUUUCGGGAGUGAAAUGGCGCAGCUGAAGAAGGAAAACGAGAGCCUGAAGUGGAGACUGCAGCUGUGGGAGAAGGAGUCGGGAGGAGGAGGAGAUCAGGGACAGACAGAUCGUGUUGGACACACGCUUCCCUGUGAAGUCCCUGCAGAAAUAAAAGAAGAAAUGGACACGAAACUGGAGCUGUCAGGCUCAGAGGCCAGUGGUCUCCCUGACGCUGGGGAAAGGGCUCCUCUUGAACAGCAGCACAGUGAGGAGUGGGGCUCCUGUCUGAUGCAGGAGACAGAGCUCACUGCUGCAGAAGGGAAAGAGAAACUCAGUGAGCAGCACACAGAGAGCAGACAGAUUGUUGAGGUUCUGGACUCUGUGCCCAUGAUGAAAAUGGAGUCUGAGAGUGAGACACCUGGGCUCUUAGUAUCUGAGGACUUUACAAAGAAGAUUAAUAAUCUAGAUACUAACAAUAUUAGACAAGGUUGUAACGAACUGGACUGUGACUCUGUACAAAAUCACAAAAAACAACUGUAUGCAUUUAAUCUUAAAAAGCAGGAUGUGGAUCCUCAGUUGAUUGACCCUGCAGAGCAGCAGACUGAUGUACCUGGUGAAGAGAACAGUACUAAAUUACAGCACACAGUGAAGAGUGAGGACAGGGAGGAACAACAACAGCUCCUACAGGGCUUGAUGAUAAUAAGGCCUUGUUCUGUUAGAGUGGAGAGACUGUCAUUGCAGAAGUGUUUUAAACAAAUGAAUCAUUCUUUAGUAUCUAAGAACUUUACAGAGAUGUAUAAUAAUUUGGACACUAAGAGUAUAGCAAAGCAUGUGAAUGAACUGGAGUUGGUCUCUGUUCAAGGAAGAAAGGAAGAGGAAGAAAAAGAAUUGAAAGUUUUCAGUUCCCAGUUGAUUCAGCCUUCAGAGCAGCAGACGCAUGUACCUGGCAAAGAGAACAGUACUGAAUUACUGUACUCAGAGGAGAGUCAGUACAGAGAGGAAAGAGAGGAACAACAGGGAGGCCUACAGGACUUGAUAGGAAUGAGUUCUUCUUCUGCAAACAUGCAGAGACUGUCAGUGCAGCAGUGGAUUAAUCAUUCAAGCAACGUUAAAAAUCACCAGCUCACUGCAGGCCAGAGGAUUAGGAAGACUCAUCCAGCACCUUGUUUGGAUAAUGUAGAGAAAAUGUCAGUACAGCCCAGACAGCAGCAAUGUUUUCGACAAUCAAGUAAAUUAAAAUGUCACCAGCGCACCCAUACUGGUGAGAAACCAUUCACCUGCAAACAGUGUGGGAAAAGAUUUAAUCAGGCAAGUCAUUUAAAAACCCACUUACGAAUUCACACAGGAGAGAAACCAUUCACCUGCCAUCACUGUGGGAAGAGCUUUACAGAGGCAGGCAGUGUAAAAAAACACCAACUAAUUCACACAGGAGAGAAGCCAUUCACCUGCAGUCAGUGUGGGAAGAGCUUUAUUCAGGCAGGCAAUUUAAAAACCCACCAGCUUGUUCACACACGAGAGAAACCUUUCUUCUGCAGCCAGUGUGGGAAGGGUUUUAUUCAGGCAGCCAAUUUAAAAACACACCAGCUUAUUCACAAAGGAGAGAAACCUUUCACCUGCAGUCAGUGUGGGAAGAGUUUUAUUCAGGCAGGCAAUUUAAAAACCCACCAGCUUGUUCACAAAGGAGAGAAAUGUUUCACCUGCAGUCAGUGUGGGAAGAGUUUUAUUCAGGCAGGCAAUUUAAAAACCCACCAGCUUAUUCACAAAGGAGAGAAACGUUUCACCUGCAGUCAGUGUGGGAAGAGUUUUAUUCAGGCAGGAAAUUUAAAAACCCACCAGCAUGUUCAUAAAGGAGAGAAAUGUUUCACCUGCAGUCAGUGUGGGAAAAGCUUUAUUCAGGCAGGCAAUUUAAAAACCCACCAGCUUGUUCACACAGGAGAAAAACCUUUCACCUGUAGUCAGUGUGGGAAGAGCUUUAUUCAGGCAGGAAAUUUAAAAACCCACCAGCUUGUUCACACGGGAGGGAAACCAUUCACCUGUAGUGAGUGUGGGAAGAGUUUUAGUGUGGCAAGCAGCUUAAAAAAACACCAACUAAUUCACACAGGAGAGAAACUGCUCAGCUGUAGUCAGUGUGGGAAGAGUUUUAGUACAGUAGACAACUUAAAAACCCACCAGCUUAUUCACACAGGAGGGGGACGUUUUAAGUGCAGUCACUGUGGGAAGAGUUUUAGUCAGCCAAGCCAUUUAAAAAGACACCAGCUUAUUCACACAGGAGAGUAACACUGGAUAGUACAAUACACAGAAGUUUAGAGUUGAAUGAUGAUUUAUUUUUAGUCUAUUGUGGCAUGACUUGAUCAUGAAGGUCUUUAACCCCUUAGCAGAACUCCCUGGCACCUGAAUCUGUACAGGUUCUGAACAGCAUUUCAGAUUCAGAA